UCAUGAAGCGUUUAUUCUUACAUAUUGUACGGAUCUUAAACGAGCGUCAUUAUGCUAGCAGUGUUAGCAGGCCGUACUCGCUAACGUCAGCUAUUAAUGUCGAUGCUACUAAAACAUCUUUUAGUUGCUGCUUUUGCAGGCGUUUUGUCGCUUUAUAUAUUAUCCGUGUACGUAUUAGUUUUAAUUAUUUUGACACCAGGAAGUCAACGAUGACACGUCAUGUCUGACACGAGAAGAAAUCAGACAAAGUCCUUUAUAAUCUCUACUGUUCAUUGGAGUCCUGAGCAAAGUUGUUGUGUCUCAUUUAAAUCAUGGGUUAGGUGUGUGUUUUGUUUGCUGUAAUACAUGUCACCCUGUUAGUUUCAGUUUCACUUUGUGCACCAUUACGCCAUUACGACCACCAGCCACCGGCUGAUGGCAUAUUUAUUUAUCAGUUUACACAUAUUUUAUACAGCUUAUUUGACUUUUUUAUGUUGAUUCGUCUGUCUGCAUAAAAGUUUGGUGCGGCGUUACUGCUUUAUUUUCUUUUCUUUCUAUUAUUAUUAUUAUUUUUCUGUUCAACUUCUUUCCGAACACGGCGCGCUUAGUACGUCAUCUUAAGUACCCACGUUUACGGGCGCCAUAUUGGAGCGGUACAUAUCAAAAGCCAGGGAUGUCCAAACUGCGUUUAGAUACAAAGCUUUGUGGUGUUGUUAGUUACAAAUAUCAACAUUUCAGCAUUUUGUCUGUAUAUAAUGCUUUCUUCCUUUAUUUGUCUCAUUUUUGCUGUUUUUUUUGUUUAGUUGCAUGUGAAUUAAUACUUUUUUUUUUUUUUUUACAAUUAUAUGAAGAUUUGCCAUUAAAAAAUGUUGCUUUGUUGCUUCUUCUGUCGUCAUCAUUUUAUGUAAAAAAGUGAAAAAGUAGUGUUGUUUUCAGUAUAUAAAAAUGAAUGCAUAUUACCAAAAACAUAAUGACUGGGUGUAUUUAAUAACUUAGUUCUCCUGUGUGCAUGUCGGUUGUUGUUCUUUUAGAGCGUUUUGCUUUUGAAAGAAGGCUGUGAAACAUUUGUCCCCUACGGAGGACAAAAAUGCAUUGCUGGAUGACCGAUCAUGGAGAUGGUGAUGUCAACUGUGAUGCGUUUCAUUAUGCUGAACUUAACCGCGACAGAAUAUAUAUGGACUAUAAUGCUACAACGCCACUGGAACCGGAAGUGAUACAGGCUGUUUCUGAGGCCUUACAGGAUGCUUGGGGGAACCCCAGCAGCAGCUACCAAGCAGGCCUCAAAGCGAAGGCUAUCAUCAGUCAGUCCCGAGAGAAUGUGGCAAGGAUGGUCGGAGGCAAAGCAGAGGACAUCAUUUUCACCUCAGGAGGAACUGAGGCCAACAACAUGGUGCUUCACACUGCCAUAGAGCAUUUCAAGAGACACCAGAAUGGGAAGCUUCCACACAUCAUCACAACCAAUGUGGAGCACGACUCCAUUAAACUCGUGGCCGAGCACCUGCAGAGGGAUGGCAAGGCGGAUGUGACCUUUGUGCCCGUUUCCACGGUGACGGGCCACGUGGAGGUGAGCGAUGUCUUGGCCGCCGUGCGCCCCAGCACUUGCCUCGUGACCAUAAUGCUGGCCAACAAUGAGACGGGCGUCAUCAUGCCUGUCCGUGAGAUCUGCCAGAGUGUCAAGAGUCUGAACAAGCAGAGCCAGCGUCUCCGCAUCCUCCUGCACACGGAUGCUGCCCAGGCUCUGGGGAAGAUCCAAGUGGAUGUGGGCGACCUGGGUGUGGAUUACCUAACCAUCGUGGGUCACAAGUUUUAUGCGCCACGGAUUGGUGCAUUGUUUGUCAACGGCCCCGGAGUGACAACGCCGCUCUAUCCGAUGCUCUUUGGCGGCGGACAGGAGAGGAAUUUUAGACCGGGCACUGAAAACACACCAAUGAUUGCUGGACUGGGGAAGGCUGCAGAGCUGGUGACCACUCACGGUGCAUCUUAUGAGCGCCACAUGCUGGACAUCAAACUCUACCUGGAGGAACGCCUGAAGGCCACUUUUAAAGACAAGCUGCACUUUAACAGCCAUUUUGUGGGCUCAGAGCAACUUGCCAACACAUGUAACGUGUCCAUCCUGGGUGCAGGGUUACAAGGCUGGCGGGUGUUGUCACACUGCGAGAAGCUGCAGGCGAGCGUGGGUGCCGCCUGCCACUCCGACCGCGGAGACAGGCCUUCACACAUCCUUUUGAGCUGCGGCGUCCUCCCAGAAGUGGCAGCUAACGCCUUGAGGCUGAGCGUGGGCAGGAGGACUUGCAAAGCGCACGUGGAUGAGGUGGUGGAGGACUUAAAGAACGCCGUGGAACUGUUGGAGCAGACCAAGUAGACCCCACUGACGCUUUCUUCAUCCUUCCAAUUUUUGUUAUACUUCAUUGAAGGAUGGCACUCAGCAGAAGAACUACACUGUAUUUGAAUUUGCGUCUGCCCUCCUCCUCUGAAGUCAAGACUUAUGCAUAUUUCAUAUUUUAAUGCUGUGUCGUGUGCUGGUAUAACGGUAAAUAGAGAUUUUGGAUCAAAAUUUAAAGUUCUUUUUGGCCUUACCUAGCCGCAAAGUUCUGUGGAACCUAGUGAGGUACAGUAUUCCUUGCAUACUAACUAUUAAUCAGCCACAACAAAACACAUAAAACUCCAGAACAUGGGUUUUAAACGCCAAAAAUACCAAAUAAUCCCCCAAAAAUACUUAUAUAGUAUUAAAGUAAUUCCUUAUUUUACUCAAGCUGCCGCGUUUCCUUUAAAGCAGGGGUUUUCAAAGAGUGGCACAGCGUGCCUCCCCUCACAGAACAUAAUACAGCUGAUUUUCUGGAUCAUAUUGUGUUUUCUGCUCACUACACUCUUGAUUUUACUCUCUCACUGUAGAAACUAUGAAUCAGUCCAGUUUGCCUUUAAAAAUAACUGAAGUUCACUCAGCAGGUUAGAAAAUUCAUCUUUCCUUGAUUUUUCUCAAGCUUCUGCGCCGCUCCCGACGUCCCUGGGGAGGCCCGCCUCAUACUUUGAAACCCACUGCCUGCCCAAGAAUGCGCCAUUCAAUAAAUCGCCGCACAUUUAUGUUUCGUCAUUCGCUCCCUCGCAUUAUCAUUGAUUUCCUUUCUCUGCUUCGAAUUGUAAAUAUCUGUUUUUUUUAUGGUAACGUCAAUAGAAAAUGGUUUGAUGGCAAAAAAGAGUGGUGCAGCAGUGGUCGCCGUCCCACACGUCAAGUCUCUCAACAUUUUCCAGCAGGAUGACGCUCUGACAAGACAUGAUGAUGUGUAACUGCACAUUUUAUAAGUACAAUUGUAUAUACAGUAAUAAUGUGUCAAACGGAAUGUAUAUGUGUUUAAUGCUGUGAGAGGCGUGUUAUGGGGUUUAGAGUAUAAAAAAUGUACAUUUUUAGGGAUUUUUAUGGGUGUCUCAUAAAUACUUUGGCUUUAUUCCCCCAAAAUCUUUCCUCAAACUAAUUUUCUAAAAAUGACACGUUUAUUUUGUUUUGUUUCUCGUAAUAUUAAUAAUCGUAAUACUGUAUCAUAAAAAAUAACAUUUUUUCUUUAAUAUUUCACCUUUCUUCUUUUACAUUUUCUUCUCAUAAUUAGGAUUUUAUUCCUAUGAUGUUUUGUUUUUAUUUUCUUAAAAUUACAGCAGUUUUAUUUUGUUUCUGCUGUUGUUGUUUUGUUUUUUUUUUAAUUUUCCAGCUAUUUCAAAUGUCUUCUUUUAAAUUUUAAAUUUAGGACUUUAUUCCCAUAAUAUUUUGAUUUUAUUCCCAUAUUGUAACUUUUUCUCCAACCUAAUUAAAAAAAAUUACAUUGUUA
Molecule: messenger RNA, 3797 nt
Organism: Dunckerocampus dactyliophorus (ringed pipefish)
Lineage: Eukaryota; Metazoa; Chordata; Actinopteri; Syngnathiformes; Syngnathidae
Gene: scly
Product: selenocysteine lyase
Exons: 13
Coding region: 1067-2341 (424 amino acids)
Source: RefSeq, a predicted model, not a curated record